Molecule: messenger RNA, 627 nt
Organism: Tarenaya hassleriana
Lineage: Eukaryota; Viridiplantae; Streptophyta; Magnoliopsida; Brassicales; Cleomaceae
Product: cleavage stimulating factor 64-like
Exons: 4
Coding region: 148-627 (159 amino acids)
Cellular component (GO): mRNA cleavage and polyadenylation specificity factor complex
Molecular function (GO): mRNA binding
Source: RefSeq, a predicted model, not a curated record
GCGAAUACGAUUGACACGAAAGGUCUCUCGCAUAGAAUCUCAAGCAGUCGGGUGGCAGGACUCGGGAUCCAAUCCAAUCAAGCACGACGAACAAGGAGGAAGAUGGAGCGGCGCUUCACCUUCUUCUUCUUCCACUGUUGCUGAUCCAUGGCCUCUUCUUCCCAACGUCGCUGCGUUUUUGUUGGAAACAUACCCUAUGAUACCACAGAGGAACAGCUCAUAGAAAUUUGCAGAGAGGUUGGGCCUGUUGUCUCGUUCAGGUUGGUUAUCGAUAGAGAAACUGGGAAACCUAAAGGGUAUGGUUUCUGCGAAUACAAGGACGAAGAGACAGCACUAAGUGCUCGUCGUAACCUUCAAGGUUACGAGAUCAAUGGCCGUCAACUUAGAGUUGAUUUUGCAGAGAAUGACAAAGGCGUUGACAGAAAUCGUGACCAGGGGCAUGGAGGACCUGGAUUGCCCACUGCUACUGGUUUGUUUUUUCUCACUAAAUUAUUAGUAAUCACAAUUGCCUUUGGACAAACCAUAAUACACUGCAGACGCAAACAACUGGGCGUCGUUGGUGACAUUCAAUUGAUUUGCAGUUCUGCACCUCGAUCAACAUACCAAGAACGGUCACCUGAAUGGUAA